Molecule: messenger RNA, 1647 nt
Organism: Ophidiomyces ophidiicola
Lineage: Eukaryota; Fungi; Ascomycota; Eurotiomycetes; Onygenales; Onygenaceae
Exons: 8
Coding region: 1-1647 (548 amino acids)
Molecular function (GO): ATP binding; ATP-dependent protein folding chaperone
Source: RefSeq, a predicted model, not a curated record
AUGGCCUCGUCAUCCUGGUUCAAACUGGGAAUGGCUUCGAAGUCGAGCUAUGGCCCUGGCGAUGACCCAUUGUUGCAACAGGCUGUCGGAAAAAGUCUGAUGAGAAUUCCAGAAGGGCAAACGGCUCAAACGCUAUGCAAAGAAUUUUUGAGCUGCUUGUACAAAUAUAUUAUGGGCACACUCCAAGACGUGUAUUCCCCAAUAUUCGAGUUGACUCCCAUUGAGUUUGUAUUUUCAACCCCGGCCGAAUGGGGAGAGGAAUACAAAAUGUGUCUGAGAAUGGCGGCCACGGAAGCAGGUUUCGGAUCUCGCAUAAACGACAAGAUUUCAAUGGUCGAUGAGCCAGAGGCAGCAGCUUUAUUCACCUUCGAAUUUUAUAAGGAGAAGGGAACCAAGUCAAUUUUUCAGGCAAACAAAAGAGUCAUGGUGGUGGAUAUGGGUGGUGGGACUGUUGAUUUGAUCACAUAUAAUGUUAAGUCCACAAGCCCCUUUAAAGUGUCGGAAGCUUGCCCCGGAACCAGCGCUAUGUGCGGAGGGACCACUAUUGAUAGAGAGCUCCAUCGCCUAUUAAAAGCAAAAUAUGGAAAUGCCUUUUCAUCAAUGUCAGCAAAGGAUAUCAGUCAGGGCAGCGUCUUCAUGAGAGAAUUCGAGGAUCUCAAAUGCCGGUUUGGUGGAGAGUCAAGCAGCCAUUCACUCUUUCUGCAAAUGGACAGGAAUAGCGGAGAUGGGUAUGAUGCGGGGAUGGGCCAGAUAACACUGACAGGCGCUGAAAUUUGUGGAAUGUUUAAUCGAGUACUUGAGCCGUCGAUUGAAAAAAUAAUGCAGCAAAUUGCGGCAUCGGAAAAGGGGAGCAGGCAUCCACUGCAGGCAAUUGUUCUGUGUGGAGGCUUGGGAAGCAACCCAUACAUCCUUGCCAAGUUGAAGGACUUCUGCGAAAAUGAGUUGAAGGGCAAAACGCAAGUAAUUAUACCAUCCGACUCAUGGUCGGCAAUUGCAACUGGGGCAGCAUUGUCACAAACAAGUCGAAGAUUUGCAAUACAAGACCGUAUAUGUCGUUGGAGUUACGGCAUCUUGCAGCAUCGGCAAUAUAUUCCUGGUCGUGACGAGGGUCGUGAAACAUUCAACUGCCCCCUCAAAGGAAGAAGAACAAGAGGCUUUCUUGAAUGGCACAUUAAAAAGGGCCAGCAGAUGCCAAGCGGAUUCAAAUGGAUAGAUGGCUAUAUCGCAUUAAACAGCAGGCGUCCAUUGGCUGGGGAACUCCAACUGUACAAAUGCAGAAAGGAAAUUCCGCCAAAAACACUCUGCGAUGAUACUGUUCUCCUAGGUACAAUACAACUUGAUUUCGCUGGCCGUGCCAAGAUGGUAAAGAGAAAAAUCAACAAUGAGGUACAUGUUCAAAUUGGGCAAGUGAUGAGAACCAAUACAGGAGAAGUUGAGUUUGUGGCAAGGAUUGGGAAUCGAGGCAAAAGCUUCGCGUGCGCUAAAUUUGAAUAUGAAGCAGAAGCAGUUGAGGAUUUGGAGAGCUCUGAACUCGUAAACGAGAAGUAUUGGAGCGAAGAGGGUAAAGAGCGGUCUUUCAAAGGAGGGAUUCAAGAGGAGGACGAAGAAGAAGAAGAUGAUGAUGAGCUUGAGAAUCUAGAAUGGUGA